Molecule: messenger RNA, 739 nt
Organism: Wasmannia auropunctata (little fire ant)
Lineage: Eukaryota; Metazoa; Arthropoda; Insecta; Hymenoptera; Formicidae
Product: cytochrome P450 4C1-like
Exons: 5
Coding region: 77-721 (214 amino acids)
Molecular function (GO): monooxygenase activity; heme binding; oxidoreductase activity, acting on paired donors, with incorporation or reduction of molecular oxygen
Source: RefSeq, a predicted model, not a curated record
UUGAUAGUAAAAUUAGCAUCGAGUUACACUGACAUAUCUUGUAUUGGUUAUUUGGUAUCUAUUAUUGCUUAGUACAAUGUUAUUCGUAAAUGUAUUGAUUUGUUCGGCAAUUGUUUUUAUAAGUUACUUUUUUUGGAACUGCUGCCAAAAAGUGUUUUUUAUCAGAAGAUUAGAUGGUAUACCAGGACCAAAGACAUUGCCACUUAUUGGAAAUUUCUAUCAUUUACUGAAAAAAGGUUUAUAUGAAGACUUUAUAAAUGUUAUAUUAAGACUUCUGAAAAAUUAUCCAUCCCUUUGUCAACUUUGGGUAGGCAGCAAGUUAUUCAUUGUAAUAUCCAAGGCAGAUGAAGCAAAAACUGUCUUAUACAGCAAAAAUUGCAUGGAUAAAGGUACAAUAUACAGAUUUGUUUCACCGUUAUUUGGAAUGGGAUUACUCACUGCUCCUGAAUCUAUAUGGACUCGAAUAAGGAAAAUGACUGCACCAACAUUUAAUUCACACAUGAUGCAAAAUUUCUUUAAUACGUUUGCUAAACAAUCCGUAAUACUUACAGAUGAAUUAGAAACAGUUGGAUUAAAUGGAAAUGAAAUUAUCCAUGUACAUUAUAUAGAAAAUUGUACUUGGAAAAUUGCAUGUGAUUCUCUAAUGGGUGUUCUAUUGGAACCAAAUAAAAACGUUCAAGCUGUAAACGCACUGCAGAAGUAUGUAAUAUUUUUUUUCUAAUUUUAAAUACUCUUGUAU